AUGGAGAACCCUGAAGAAAACACACUCCGAAUCCUAAUAGCAACGGAUUGCCAUCUAGGUUACAUGGAGAAAGACGAAGUUCGCCGCCACGAUUCCUUCCAAGCAUUCGAAGAGAUUUGCUCCAUAGCGGAACAGAAGCACGUCGAUUUCAUGCUACUCGGCGGUGACCUUUUCCACGAAAACAAACCUUCUAGGUCAACUUUAGUCAAAGCUAUUGAGAUUCUCCGUCGCUAUUGCCUCAGCGAUCGACCUGUUCCUUUUCAAGUUGUUAGCGAUCAGACUCUCAAUUUUCAGAAUACGUUCGGUCAUGUAAAUUAUGAAGAUCCUCAUUUCAAUGUUGGUUUGCCUGUGUUUACCAUUCAUGGAAAUCAUGAUGAUCCUGCUGGAGUGGACAACCUUUCUGUAGUUGAUAUUCUCUCAGCAUGUAAUUUAGUCAACUACUUUGGGAAAACGGUCCUUGGGGGUUCAGGUGUUGGUCAGAUCACUAUCAACCCUAUUCUUAUCAAAAAGGGUUCAACAGCUGUAGCUCUAUAUGGUCUGGGAAACAUUAGAGACGAAAGACUGAAUAGGAUGUUUCAAACACCACAUGCUGUGCAGUGGAUGCGACCUGAAUCUCAUGAAGGAUGUGAAGUUUCUGAUUGGUUCAAUAUUCUGGUACUUCAUCAAAACAGAGUGAAAACAAAUCCCAAAAAUGCAAUAAAUGAGCAUUUCCUGCCACGCUUCCUAGACUUCAUUGUGUGGGGGCAUGAGCAUGAAUGUCUGGUUGACCCACAGGAAGUUCCAGGGAUGGGAUUUCACAUUUCACAACCAGGGUCGUCUGUUGCAACAUCACUUAUUGAUGGAGAAUCGAAGCCAAAACAUGUACUUCUUUUAGAAAUUAAGGUUGGAAAUCAAUAUCGCCCUACUAAGAUACCUCUAACAUCUGUGCGGCCUUUUGAGUAUACCGAGAUAAUACUAAAAGAUAUUCCUGAUAUUGACUCCAAUGAUCAGAAUUCUAUUCUUGAACAUCUCGACAAAGUGGUCGAGAAGCUUCUAGAAAAAUCUAGUAAGCAAGUUGUCCUAAGAGCAGAACUGAAGCUUCCACUAAUACGUAUCAAGGUAGAUUACUCUGGAUUUAUGACUAUAAAUCCUCAAAGAUUUGGGCAGAAAUAUGUAGGAAAGGUUGCAAACCCGCAAGACAUCCUUAUAUUUUCAAAGGCAUCAAAAUUGGAGAAGGGUGCAGGAAAAAUUGAUGAUUCAGAACGACUACGUCCAGAAGAAUUAAAUCAACAGAACAUAGAGGCUUUGGUUGCAGAAAAUAAUCUGAAAAUGGAGAUACUUCCAGUCAAUGAUUUGGAUAUUGCUUUACACAAUUUUGUGAAUAAGGAUGAUAAAAUGGCAUUUUACACUUGUGUACACAACAAUAUUGAGGAAACACGGACUAAAAUUGCUAAGGAUUCAAAUGAGCGAAAGUUUGAGGAGGAAGAUUUAGUUGUUAAAGUUGGAGAGUGCUUUGAGGAACGUGUUAAGGAACGGUCCAUGCGCCCUAAAGGAUCUACACAGCUCACUCCUGGUACUCACUCCUUUGAGGACUUUCAAGGAAGAAGUGCUGCUGGAGCUGAUAGUGCAGUUUCCUUCAGUGAUGAUGAAGAUGCAAUGCCAAUAUCGAGCUCAAAGCCAAGCACUAGAGGUCGAAAAGGAUCCUCUGCAUCUCAAACUACUACCAGAGGAAGGGGCAGGGGCAGGGGUAGGGGCAAAGGCAAGGAUUCCAGCACAUUGAAGCAGACAACCCUUGAUGGAUCUUUAGGGUUUCGCUCUUCUCAAAGGUCUGCAUCAGUUGCUGCAACAACUGCCAUUCGAAGUGGUGCCGAUGAUGGUGAUAAUAUGGCUUCUGGUUCAAGUGACGAUGCCAAAGGAAAUGCAGUCGAAGAAAUUGAUGACAGUUCGGACAAUGAAUCCAAUCUACCGGCACGGAAAAGAGCUGCUCCAAAGGGAAGAGGUAAAGGUGCUACACAGUCUUCUAAACGGGGGAGGAAAUCAGACAACUCUUCAAUCCAUAGAAUGCUCAUGAACAAUGACGACGACGACGAUGACGAUGAUGACAAUGUUCAAAAGAGAUUAAAUCCGUCUCAGCCUCGGGUGACCAGAAACUAUGGAGCUCUAAGAAGGUGA
Molecule: messenger RNA, 2151 nt
Organism: Vicia faba (fava bean)
Lineage: Eukaryota; Viridiplantae; Streptophyta; Magnoliopsida; Fabales; Fabaceae
Source: the annotation of a GenBank genome assembly